Rotaria socialis is the source of this 5283-nucleotide messenger RNA. NCBI's taxonomy places the organism in Eukaryota, Metazoa, Rotifera, Eurotatoria, Philodinida, Philodinidae. The record is from the annotation of a GenBank genome assembly.
AUGAAUAAAAUACAUGAUUCUGAUUCUGAUUCACUGAGAAAAACAACAUCAGGAAUAACACAAUAUUCGUUACAAAAACAAUUAAGCAAUAACGAACAUAAAAUGGAUAUGCACCCAAAAUCAGAUAGGAACUCAUCGGACACUACCAUUGAAUAUCCAAUGACUGAGAAUCCAAAGCAUCGUAAAAUUUUAAGUCAUAGUGAAUAUUCUCCGAUUGGUUCGUCUCGUAAACUUAAUUUAUUACUUCAACGUUCGCUUCGUUAUUCAUAUCGACAACGAUGUUGUGGAUGUUGUCCAACAAUACUUUGUGAACUCUUAUUUCCUCUUAUUAUCAUCGCAUUAUUAGCCUUAGCUCGCUAUGGGUCGAAUGCACUGAUUAGAGAAUUGAAUUCAAAUCCGCAAUCGGUUCCAAAAAGUUUAGAUCGUAAACUAUGCUCACAAAAUAUGAAUAGAACAACAACGUUAUCCAAAGAUUUAUUUAACAAAUGUUUUGCAUUUCCGCCAAGUUAUACUCCACGUUCAUGGGAAGCAUUGAAUCACGGUCCUCUUUCAAACAUAACAAAUAUUAUCUUUCAACCAUUGACCAAUGAAACAAAAGAACUUGUUGAACUUGCUAAAAACCAUUUGACAAAAAUACAAUGCCAGAAUACUAAAAUAUGGAGUGAAGAUAUAAGUGACGAAAAUAUUACUUCCAUAUUAGAAGAUGAAACGACCAAUAAAAUUAUUAUUGAUUUUGGUUCCACAUCGAAUCUUAAGAGUAAACGUAAUCUUGAUUAUAAUAUAAUGAUUCGAGCGUCGAAUAUCUUUAAGAAAAAUUCACCCAUCGAUAUGUCGUUUGUAUCUUUUUUACAUCCAACUUUCAUUGCUGAUCGAUCGAAUGUAACGGAUGAUAAUAACGCCGCAGGUUCAGAAUUACCUGAAUUUACUGAUGUAAAACUAUUUAUUGAUUCAUUACUUAUUGGCUAUCAGACAAAUCGUGCGAUUGAAUUCGAAAUCGAAAGGGAUGCUAUGAUUUGUACGCCGAUUCGUAGAGAUGCUAUUUUUGAAUCACAAUCAAUAAUUGUUACAAUAGUUUUAAUUUUGGUUGACUUUAUCUUUCUUAUUCCAUAUUUAAUUCUUUUAAUUACUUUAAUUCGAGAAAAAAAUGCCAAAGUAAAAGAAAUUCUUAAAGUACUUGGAAUCGAACCUGUUUUGAAUAAUAUCGCUCAAGCAAUUCGAACAUUGAUUAUUAUUUGUCUUUUAACUUUACUCUUAUGUAUUGUGUAUAAAUUUAAAUUAAAACCAGACGCAUAUUUUAAUUCGGUUAAUUUUGGUGUUCUCUUUUUCGGCUACCUAAUAUUCGGUUUACAAUUAAUCGCAUUUUGUAUAAUGAAUGUACAAUUAUUCGAUAAAAAUGUUCGUGCAAUAUUGGGCACAUUUUUUAUCUAUGCGAUAUCAUUAGCUAUUCAUCCAUAUAGUGUUGUAUGGCCGACAGCAAUACAAUAUAUACUCAUAUUUGUUAGUCCUUACAUCGCUGCACAUUCAAUAUUUCAACAAGCAAUGCUACAUGAUUUAGGGAAAAUAGAUGUAGCGUUAUUUCAAAUUAUUUAUCGAAAUGUGCCAAUGUUUUUUUCAACACUGAUUAUUAUGAUUUGCAGUAGUGUUUUCUAUUGGACAUUGUCUUGGUAUUUGGAAAAAGUGUUUCCAGGCGAAUAUGGUGUUCCUGUUGGAUGGAACUUUCUAUUUAAACGAGAUUAUUGGCGUUCGGAAGUAACUGUUGAUCAGGCGGAUUCAUGUUCUACUAGACGGAAAUCAGUUGCAAGCAGAAAUUCUAUUGGAAAACCUAUUGUUCAUGUGAAUCAUUUAGUUAAAAAAUUUGGCCAUGAUAAAAUCGCAGUAAAUGAUGUUUCAUUUAAUUUAUAUGAAAACCAAAUAACUUCAUUACUUGGACCAAAUGGAUCUGGAAAAACAACAAUAUUUAAUUGUUUAAUUGGAAUGUAUAAACAAACAUCGGGUUCAAUUACAAUCGACAGUGAAGAUGGCAUGGAUUUCGACACUCGAGCCAAUAUGGAAAUGUUAAGAAAAUCAAUGGGUUAUUGUCCUCAACAUGAUAUUCUUUUCGAUUUGUUGACCAUAAAAGAACAGCUAGAAUUCUAUGCGACAGCUCGAGGAUUUGGAAAAAACAAAGAGAGAAUAGCAAAAGAAAUGCUCUAUUUAGUUAAUCUUCAAGGUUCACAAGAACUCUAUUGCAAUUCAUUAUCUGGCGGAAUGAAAAGACGUUUAUCGUUAGCUUGUGCAUUCGUUGGAGAUACAAAAAUUAUUCUUCUUGAUGAACCAUCAAGUGGACUUGAUCCGUCGAAUCGUCGUUUAUUGUGGGAUUGGUUACGUUCAAUGAAAGAAGGUAAAACACUUUUAUUAACAACACAUUUCAUGGAAGAAAGUGAUGCCCUAUCGGAUCGUAUUAUGAUUAUUGCUAACGGCACCAUUAAAGCUGAUGGAACAUCAGCUAAACUUAAAGAAGAAUACGGAUCAGGUUAUAAAUUGGUUGUAAAUAAACAUAGCGGUUAUCGUACAGAAGAUAUUAAAAAGGAAUUACGUAAUUAUUUGCCAAAUUUAAAAGUUGAAACAGAUAUAUCUGGUGGUGAUGUUGUUUUUCGUACGAAUCAACAGCCCAAUGAACAAUUCGUAAAUGCAUUACGUCACCUCGAAAUUAUGAAAAAGGAAAAUCGAGUUAAAAAUUAUGGAGUACAAAAUAGUACUAUGGAUGAUGUGUUUUUAAAAAUAACGCGAGAGACAAAAAAUGAUAAUAAAUUAGAUUCAUCAUCAAUUGACAUCGAUACAAUCGAGAAGCAAUGUCAUGAUGUAUUUAGUAAUCAACAAUUUCUUACUGGUAUUAACUAUCAUUUGAAUCAAUAUUAUGGUUUAAUCAUCAAAACUGCACUUGUACGAUAUCGUCGUUGGGCACUGACAAUUAUCGUGUUAUUCUUACCUAUUUUAUACAAUCUCCUAUCGAACUUAUUAUAUCGUAGCGGGAGUGAAAAUGGAAUAUAUAAAAUGAAUGUCAACUCUCUUAAUCCACAAACAAUUGUUUAUCAUACAGAUCCAGCGAUAGAAAAAUAUUUUUUUGCAUCUGUCGGUAGUUCUCAGCUUCAACCAGGACCAGCCAAUCUAUCCGAAAUGAAUCAAAAGAUUUUGCAAAAACGAAUGAAUCAACUGUAUACAUAUACAGAUAUUUAUCUUGGUUUUAAUAUUCCAAAACCGAUCGGAGAUAAUUAUAAAAUUGAAGCAUUAUCAUCGAAUCUAAUAUCUGGCCAUGAAGUUGUUUCAGUUGCAUCAAAUACAUUCUAUAAAUAUAUAUUAAAUGAUACGAGUGCCUCAAUUCAAACGACAUUGAUCUAUAAAAAUACAGGAAAUUUUACAACAAAACCAUCCCUUGGCAGUCUAAUGAGCAUAUUAAAUAUUGCAUCCUGUUUUCUUAAAUUAUUACCAACAUCACUCAUUAUUGAUGUAUUCUUAUUCUAUGUUCUAUUCUUUUAUACAACUGUAUUUUUAAUCAGCGAACGAAAAGAUAGUUUUUUAUCAUUAUUGAAUAUCAGCGGUUUACAUCCAGCAUCAUAUUGGCUAUUUACUUAUCUAUUUGAUAUUGUUAUUUCUGUUAUAUGGUUCUGUUAUUUGCUUGCUAUUUAUUGCAUAUUUGAUGUUGCUUUUAACGGUGUGCCAGUUAAAAAGUCUCUAUUAGAAACAAUGUUAUCAUUGGAAUUUGCUACUCCAUGGGAUUUGCGAGUACAAUUUUAUCCAUUAACAAUUAUAAUUACAUUACCAACGUUACCAUUCGCUUAUUUGUUAACAAAACUUUUUCGAAGUGAUAUUCUUGGUGGUAUGACGAUAUGUUUUCUAUUAAUAAUUUCUCAUUUCAUAAGCAUUAUUAUCCCAAUGGUUACAACCAUUAUUCAAAGUAAAUUUACUCAACAACUUUUAUAUUGGCUAUUCAAUAUAAUAUCACCAAGCAUAAAUGCUCAAGUUAUAGUAACAUAUCUAUUAGCAAAGAAAAGCGUAUUUUGUCAAGUUCCAGCAACUCUAAGUUCUUUUGGAGCUACAUUUUUUCAACCCAUUGGUGAUGAUACUAUUGCAUGGAAUGGCGUCAUACUUGUUGUACAUUCAUUAUCAAUCUUAUUAAUAUUAAUAAUUAUUGAUAGUGGCUUAUUACAAUUUUCAUUUUCAUGUUUCUACAAAGAAAAUUUUGAUGAAAGUAAACUUGAUGAUGAUGUUUUAGCUGAACGUCGUCGAGUAUUAGGAUCAGCAACGAAUGCAUCUGACGAUGAAGAACAAAUUGAUCAUUUAACAGUGAAUAGUCUUGUUAAAUAUUAUCCCAUGCGUAAAGUUUUAGCUGUUGAUCAUCUAACAUUUGGUGCUCGACGCGGUGAAGCAUUUGGUUUACUAGGUUAUAAUGGUGCUGGUAAAACAACAACAUUUCGUAUUGUCGUCGGCGAUUUAAUGUCAACACAAGGCACAGCUUAUAUCGAUGGACAAAAUGUACAUCGUCGAAUAAGAUCAACGCGCCAUUUAGGUUAUUGUCCACAACAAGAUUGCAGCAUGGAUUUUCUCACUGUUCAAGAUAGCCUUUAUUUAUUAGCGCGGAUACGUGGUGUUCAAUCUUCACGUAUUAAAUUUAUAGUUCAAACUAUAGGGUCAUUAUUUUUAUUGGAUCCAUUUUUACAUAAUUACAUUCAUGAAUUAAGCGGUGGAACAAAACGUCGAUUACAUGCAGCAAUAGCAUUAAUCGGACCUCCAUUGGUUGCUAUUCUUGACGAACCAACGACUGGUGUUGAUCCAAAUGCUCGACAGCAAAUGCAAGAAAUAUUUUUAAAUGCUGUCAAAGCUAAAUUAACUAUUAUUUUAACAAGUCAUUCCAUGGAUGAAUGUGAACGUAUUUGUAAUCGACUUGGUAUUAUGGUUCAUGGUCAAUUAGCUUGUUUGGGUACAAUUCAACAUUUAAAAUCAAAAUUUGGUCAAGGUUAUACAAUUGAAAUAAAAGUUCGUACAAGUCUCGAUGAUCAGAAUGCAACGGCGAUAAAAAAGAUCGAAUCGUUUCUCUUAUCUCAACGACAAUAUCGUGUUGAAAUUAAGGAAACAACACAUUCAACGGGAAUAUUUCAAAUAGGACAAAGUACUCCAGCUGAAUUAUUUCAAUUACUUGAAGAAAAUAAACAACGAUUGAAUAUUGAAACAUACACUAUAUCACAGACAACACUUGAACAAAUAUUUCUAUCGUUUGGAAAACAGAUUCGUGCAACUAUUGAGUAA